CGAGCAGCGGCCCCGCCCGCAGCGGAAGACUGAAGGGAUUGGUUUCUGCAGUGCCUUGCCCAACCAUCUUUUGACUCCUCUAGACCAGAAGAAAGCAAGGAUGGCAUGCUCACACUAGAACUACCAACAUGUCUCAUGGUGAGCAUGCCUAUGUAGGUGGCGAGAAGGAGGAGAAACUUGUAUCUGUCAAUAACAUGAGCAGAUCUGAAUUACAAUUAGAUGGCUCUACCUACAUCUUCCAGCACAACUGGCUGUCAACUUUCUUGAAAGGCUGUUUUCUAAACCAGUGUGAUGCCUCAGGUGCAGAAGAGAGAGACAAUAAUUAACAAUGUGGCCUACAGCAUCUUGGGAAACAAUUAAUUUUAGUGAAUGGACAGGGGGAGGAAGAAGGAAGGUGCCUGUGCUGAAUGAAGAGACUAUUUGAAACAGCAGAAAAAACCUUGCCCUGUUGUUUUGGAGAGUGAGAUAUCACAGAUGUGACUGCUUGUUCUGUGUGGAGCAUGGAAACACGAGCCUCAUGCCUUCAGGAGUUUUCCUAAUAAAUACUCUACCCUAGAACUCCAUGUAUAUCACUAUCUGUAAGAGAUGUUCCAAAGAUCCCUCAUCUGCCUCACGACCGUCACCAAGGACAGAGAAUGAAACCCUGAAACCCCAUCACAGGAGUUCUGGCCUGGCUGAGGUGGGAUGUCUGCCAAGUGUUGCUGCAGGAGUGUUUGCUGGACCAGAAAACUGGUCAGGAACAAUGGGCAGGUCAUGGUGGACUGGCUGUGCCUGCUGCAGAGGACUGGUCUGUCCUGUACCUGUUCUCUCAAAGGAACCCCCCAUGCUUUGGCCAACUGCCUGUCACUUUAGAAAAGACUAUAAAGAGGACUCCCUUAGUUAACCAACUCGUGAUCACCCCUUGGGAAGACGCAUCUAUUGGCAUCACCAAGAGGACUCCAUUCUUCUUUGUUGGAGAACCCCGGGGGACAUGAAGACCACAUAAACCAUGAUAAAGUUGGUGAUACUUUUCUGCAUCCUACCACAACCCCAUGGCCAGAUACCAGCUGAAUUGCCAUGGUCUGGAGCUACCAUCAGGUACACUGGUGUUCUAGGAUCAUAUCCCACAGAUCAUCACUCGAACCUAGCGACUGUAGUGCUACAUGACUCUAAGAUAUAUCGUCCAAGUGAAUGGAGAUGGGAUCGGGAGGAUUGGAUUAGAACGCUAACUGGAACAAUCGGUGAAAUAAUUAUGGUAGCAUGCAGAAAAGUGGAAGGAUCUCUUUAUGAGAAAGCUUCCACCAUUACAAUUGCUGGAAAUUUUUUAGAACCAGAUGGAAAAAAUUAUUUGCACAUCCCUACAGCAGAACUGUGUCCUACAACGAAGUGGAAGUGUGCCAAACAAAUCCCCCUUGUUUUGUGUUGUCGUCAGGAGUAUGUUGGUAACUACACUUUAAGUCCCAGGACCAACAAUAUUGCAAUUACAAAGGAUUGUAAAAAUGAAUCAACUGAUUGUUGGUAUAGUUUUACUUUAGCCAAACCAACUUAUGUGACAUGCCUUUGGCUAAAUAACUCGACAGAUCCAUUAGGUUUAAAAGGCCUAAUUCACAAAUUUAAGAUAAAUACUAUACCAAAGCCCACAUUGAGUAGAGUAGUUACGCCCCAAAGGGUGGAAGGGACUGAGAGUACCCUUAGUCAAUAUGAUACUGAAUGGCCUUGGUCCCAGGCUUUUGUUCAUUUUACCGGAUCCAUGGGAAAUGUGAAGGAUUUAAAUUUAUCAACUGUUGUUAUGCAUGAGAAUCAGAUAUACACUAGGCAGGAAUGGGAAAAACAAAAAACCUGGCAGCUUCAAGGGGUAGUAGGGGAAAAAAUUAGUAUAGGAUGUCGAAUGAUUAACGGAACUACCCAUAGAAAGGCAACCUCAAUCAGUGUUUUGACAAAUCAGACAAAUAAGCAUGAAAAGGCUUGUAUGCACCCAAGCGUACAGGAUUGUUGGCACAAUUUUACAUUAGCACAAACCGUAGAAGUGGUUUGUCUUUGGUCCAAAAAUACUAAAGGGCUUUCUUUUAAGUUUAAAAUAAAUGCUAUAGCCCAAUCUGUUAAGCAUUAAUGAAUAAAUUGGCUGCCACAACUAGAGAUUUGACCAAAUUACUACAACCACUGCAGUCAUCCUUAUUGGCUUUGGGAACACAUCAGUGGUUAUUAUCAAACAUAUUACCAAAAUGGGGAAAGGUAAAUGUGAAUGACAACAAAUUGGUAAUUGAUGCACUUGGUGCUACACAAAAUAACAUUUUUUGGCCCUCAGAUGUAUCCAGGCACAAUUGUGGAUGCAGUCAGUUGCUGCCUCAAUUAUAAGAGAAGGUGAAGAAGGCAUUUUUCCUACUGAAAUUCAGAAAACAAUUUGGAACAGUGCCACUUAUUUUGAAAGAGAAUUCCAAUCCUGGUGGAACUUAGUGAAUUUUACUUACAACCCCAUUACAAACACAGCCACAGCUUUUGUGUUAACCAUGCAUAAUGCCGCAGUGCAUUUGAUAUUUCCUAUCAUUGCAUUAGGAUUGAACCAUGAUGGAGCUAUUCUCUAUCUGUUCAAGCAUAGGGAAUGGGCCCAUCAAAUUGGUAAGAAAUGGCAAACUGUUAAUUUAGAAUCUUGUAUUGUCCGGGAACAACAAGGGUUCAUCUGUGAAAGUAAUGCAAUUAUAGCUCAAGAUGUUUGUCUGGACACAGAACAAAAUAUCUGUCAUUUUGAAAUUCAUCCUAACGAGACUUCUGAAACAGUACUUGUAUAUAGAGGCAAUUGUUGUGCAUGCUUUAGAACUGCUUGUGAUGUUGUAUUUCUAGAAAAUGUAGUUGUGGAUACUAAAAAUCACUCAAAUUUUUGUGUUUGUAACUUUACCAAAAUUACAGGGUGUGAUUUUUUUUAUUCAGCCCCAGUUACCUCUUAUUGCCUUUUAGAAUCCAAUUAUACACUGAUUCACUAACAAUUGCCUCCCCCCAUUGGGAUGAACCUUACUGUUACAAUGUGUUAAUUGGGUUUUGUAAUGUUUUCUAUUGUAUCCCCUGUUCCCCUUGGAAGCUAUCACGUGGUUUGUCCCUGCUCAGCUGCAUCCAUCCCCCACACUGGAACGUAACCCAACUCUGUUCCACUCCCACCUUAUCCCUGACUGGGCAGUAGCUUGUCCCUGCCUCUAGGCCCGUCUCCCCUGGGAAAAAGCCCUGGGAUGGCCGGGGGCUCACUCUCUCUGGGAUGGGAUGGGGUGGGGAUGGAAACAGAGCUAAAUACUGAGCUCAGGCCGGCAGGGGCAGGACCCCAGAAUAAAGCCGCGAUUCCCGCACGGACAGAGAGCAGACUCUCCUGUUGCCAUCGAGGGUCUCCUGAACGCUCUAAAGAAAAAGGUUCCAGCAGCCUCUCUGGGCAGCUUUAAGGAUCCUGGUGAAGGCAGAUUCCUUCUGGUGUGGGCUCUCUCUCAAGCUAGCCGAGGCUAAAAUGGAGCACGGGCUCCGACGGGGAGAGUCUCAUCACCUUACUUUGGUAAAGAAAUUGUUGCUUCAUCAGGUUUUAAUAGAAAUUUUGGAAAAGAUCAAGGAAAAGGGACAGAAAACCCUGGUGACUGUCCAUCACAAUGUGAAAGAAAUACAUUGUGUUAUGGAAAGGGUAAGAAAGAAUGCCGAACACAGGUGGUGAGAUACUCUUUUUGGGUGGUCACCUACUGCCACAAGUGUCCUGAACAAAUUGUGUCAUCCCAUCAUUGUCCUUUUGAUUUUAUCUUUGAUUGGUUUUGUUUUAUCAGCAAUUUUAUUCAUUAUGAAUUGGAGGAUGAUGAAAUAAUUAACACAACUGAUGUCUAUAAUUAAUGCACACAAUUUGGCCAAUGUCCCCUCCCCUGUGGACACUCCCAAGGCUAUUGGUACAAGGCAAACUAUAUGAAUAAGCCAUAAUUAUGGAUUACAAAAUUUA
Molecule: messenger RNA, 3934 nt
Organism: Hirundo rustica (Barn swallow)
Lineage: Eukaryota; Metazoa; Chordata; Aves; Passeriformes; Hirundinidae
Exons: 7
Coding region: 989-2089 (366 amino acids)
Source: RefSeq, a predicted model, not a curated record